GCGGGAUGAAAUAUGUAACGCUACUGUAUUUCGUGUAUGGGGGAGGAGGGGAUAGCAACUGUGAUCCCGGACUGCGACUUGUGUUAUGAAAAGCUGCGCUGCUGGGCGGAGCAGAUUUCGAGAAGGGCUAUGUCAUCAUGUUCACAGCAGCAUUUUUGUGAUUUGGAAAAGAUUUGUUUAAUCUUGUCUGGGAUUCCAUUAAAUGAACUUAUAUUAUGCAGACACCGUCUAGAGCACCGUCGACCUAGUACAGAUAUUCAUAAAAUACUCUGUGCUCUCAUAUUGCUUGCACAGGACAAGAGACCAGAAGCAUUAAAGAUACUAAGUUUGCUACCACAUUGCCACAUGGCACAACAUAUUAUUCAAGCUUUAAUAGCGGGAGAAACACUGCUAAAAAAUGGAGUACUCUCAUUGCCACCAUCCCAGGAUGCAGAAAUUUUGCAUAAGGCAGGGGAGAUUCAUGCACUGAUUGAACAAGAGAAUCUUUGUGGAUCAGAAGUAAUAAAGUCAAAUAAAACAGACACAGACUACAGUGAUGAUGAUGCUCCCCAUACUUUGGUUUCUGUGAAUGGAAUUCAGAUUCCACAUAUCAAAAACAGUCCAGCUUCUAUGAGCCUUGUGUCCAACAGCCUGCAGAUAAGUCAUUCACCUUCUGUUCCUUCUACUAGAAAUGAAUCUACUGAACGUGUACAUAGUAUUCCACUCUCAGCCAAUCAAGAACCACAUGUAACCUUUUCAAAUCUAGCUCCUGGGCCAUUGCCUGUAUAUUCUGUGACCGGUUCCUCAAGUAUAUCCACAAAUAAACAAAUAAAACCAGAACCUGUUGUGUUUAAAACCUCAAUAAAAUCUGAAAUAGAGUGUUCAGAAAGACAAAAACCAUUAUAUGAAGCCCACCCUAGAAACUUGAAUUGUGACUCUAAUUCAGUACCAUCUUUGAAAAAUAAUUUUUUCUAUCCAAUUCCACCGCAGUGCUGCACAUAUACUGUUCCCGAUGAUUCACUGUUUUUUAAUUUUGUGGUCUUGCAUGUCCGUGAAGACAGUGAAGUUGCACGCAGGGUGUGUGAUGUUCUACAGUCUCUUGGUGCUGGAAAUGGUACUACUUUCUGUGAAGGCUUUGAGAUUCCUGGUUCAAACCCCCUUACUUGCAUACAGGAAGCUGUUGAAAACUCUGCAUAUAUCAUCCUUCUUAUGACAGAGCAUUUUGAGACUCGCUGGGCAGAAUUCCAGUCCAAUGCUGUCCUCAUGAAUUCUAUUAAUGAUGAAAACAGAACUGGCUGUGUUAUUCCCUUCCUGCCAGAGACUAAUCGUCUUCCAAUAAAAAAGAUGCCUUUGGCUCUAAAAUCUUUAAUUCCACUGGAUGAAUUAUCCCCUGUAUUUCGUCGUGCUGUGUGCAACACAUUUAAACAAGAAAAAAUUCUGUCCCAAAAACAACACUGGGAAAGGCAGCAACAAAAAAAGAAAGAGAGACAGAGAAUGUUAGAGCUACAGAGAUCUGAACAAGCUAAUGAUUCUGGACAGUAUUUAAUGCAUAUGUGUGCUAAUGAAGGUAAUGUGAACCUUAGUGCACAAUACAUGUAUCAGCACCCCAUUCCUUAUGCUCCAGUUAUUCAUAUCAACAAUGCAGAGAAUAUCCAAAUUGGUAACCACAACUGUAUUACAGUUAAAGAGGUUGCUGAGACCUGUGCAGAUGAUGGGAAUAAGAGGCAGGCAGAGUAAAUUCCAUAAGUAAGAAUAUGAAAUGGCAAACAAAGUAAAUGGUGAGUAUGGGUUUGACAUAAUGAGUGAAUUUUAGAAAGGAAGAUCACAAACAUAGGCAAACUUUAAUCUGACCCAUAAAAACCAAACUGAGAUUCUUUGUUUUACCACUUGUAUUUAAAUCAGUGGAAGCAAAGAUUUACUUGUUUGUCAUAGUUUACUGCUCAGGUACAAGUUUAAGAACAGUUAAGACAGUUUCACUUUAGCGCUUUCUGUAACUUCCUGGUCUCAAAGAGCAGAUGAAGAGCUUAUAAAACUAAUGACCAGUCAAAUGAAAAGCCCCUGAUAAUGAGCUGCUCAAAGGCUUAGUUCAGGCUUAAGUUCUAUCUAAGGUUAGUUCAUGUAUUCAUUCAUGGCUGUCAAAAGAUUUUAGCUCACAGCAGUCCAAGUGAAUAGAGAGAAGGUGGAAUUCAACUGUAAAAGAUCUGUUUUUUUUAAUAAAAUAUAUAUUUUUUUUAUAAAAGUA
Xenopus tropicalis (tropical clawed frog) is the source of this 2221-nucleotide messenger RNA. It is a transcript of the gene ticam1, whose product is annotated as TIR domain-containing adapter molecule 1. NCBI's taxonomy places the organism in Eukaryota, Metazoa, Chordata, Amphibia, Anura, Pipidae. The transcript is spliced from 2 exons. The record is from RefSeq and is a predicted model, not a curated record. Bases 37 to 1716 code for a protein of 559 amino acids. Gene Ontology annotation, cellular component: cytoplasm. Gene Ontology annotation, biological process: TRIF-dependent toll-like receptor signaling pathway; signal transduction.